Molecule: messenger RNA, 2505 nt
Organism: Saccostrea echinata
Lineage: Eukaryota; Metazoa; Mollusca; Bivalvia; Ostreida; Ostreidae
Exons: 9
Coding region: 312-1400 (362 amino acids)
Biological process (GO): melanosome organization; G protein-coupled receptor signaling pathway; cell surface receptor signaling pathway
Cellular component (GO): plasma membrane; melanosome membrane
Molecular function (GO): L-DOPA receptor activity; L-DOPA binding; dopamine binding
Source: RefSeq, a predicted model, not a curated record
UAAGUCUCUUUGAAGUAUUUCUUAAUAAAAGAAUAAUCUUGACGAGUUUAGAGCAGAAGGUCUUAUCACGAUUAUCCAUUACCGUGAGAACUUAGACAAUGUUAUGACAAAGUCGGAUCGAUUUGUCACAUGACGGGCAUGUUCGAUGUUGCCUUGAAUACACUGAUCAAGGUAAGGGAAGCUACAGAGACACUAAGACAACAGUGAUUUGAUACACUAGUGGGAGUAUUCCUCAGGAUUGGGUUACUUCCCCUGACAAACAGGCCAUGUGACUGAGUGCCCCCUGAAUCAUAUACCUAAAAUCUUGAACAAUGGCAUCCCCAGGAUUUUUAUCCAAAUGUUGUCUGGCACACAACGUGACACAUUCCAAGGAUUUAGAGGGUAGAACAGUUGGUGAAGUUAUAAACAUACUGUCUGUCGUAUUUUGUUCCAUUAGUCUUGUAACUGUUCUGUUUCUUGUCUGGCCGAGGAAGGAUGGAAACUCAGAGGUGUUUCAGAGUAAAAAUCGAAUCUUAGUAGGACCGAAUCUCAACAGCAUCAUCAAGAGUCUGGUCUCCGUCAAUGUUCUGGCUGUCAUAGGUUUGCUGGUGAGGUCUGCUGUGUGGUUAGCCCAUGCCUUUCCUGACACAAAGAAGUCGUGUAUGGAUGCCAGUCAUUAUUUUUGUCUGGUCAGCAAUGUGUGGAUCUUGUAUUUUUUCACCUGCAAUCAUUUCUGGCACCUUGUCUAUGCUAUGGAAGCCUAUAUGGUGUCUAACAAUCGAGAACUGACCUCUGGUCUGAAAGUUUUUGUGGGAUGGUUUAUCCCUGCAUUUCUAACAACAUCUGCUGGAGUAGUAGUGUACUAUAAAGGCUUCCAAACAUGUUUUACGCUGAGCGUUACAAAGUCAGCCAUUGUGUACAUCCUCUUCCUGUCCCCCGUUGUCAUAGUAAUGCUUAGUAAUCCAAUCAUAUUCUACCAGGCAGGAAAAUCAGCUAAGCGAGCUCUUAUUUGGCACUAUGGACGCUACACCUCGUCAGAAAGAAAACUAGUCGAUGCCAUUCAUACCAAAUUUUAUCUUAUCCUCAUCAUUUAUUUCAUUUGUUGGAUUCCUAAUCUUAUCAAUGCAGUUCUAUUACUGAGGUCUAAGGCAGCCGCCACCUCAUUUAUACCAGAUGACAAGAGUAUCCUGGCUUUCUUUAUACUAAUGGCAGUGUCCAAUCCCCUACAAGCUCUCUUAGCUGCUCUGGUCUUCUGGGGACUCCCAACCAAUCACAGGCUUCGUUUCAACAUCUUCCAUUCAGACGUCCAGUAUAGUGGCUCCAGUGGAAGUGCCAUUAUCAAUCGGUCAGGACGAUCUGGGCGCAGUACAGGAAGUGAAACGGAACCUCUCAUCAGCUUCAGACAAAAGUCAUCUCUCUAAUGCUGACUUACAAAGGAUAUUACACAGAAAAACUGUGCAUUUAAAUUGAUAAAAGUCAUUGACUAUAUUUCUUAAACUGGCCUCAAACAAAACUCACUGCCACAAGUACAAAGAACUUUAAAUUAUACGAGUUUUAGAAGAUAUUAAACAUUGGAUUGUUUAAGACUGUCACAAUGGCAAAUCUGUAAUAAGAAGUAAUGAUUAAUCCAAUGGAGCAUGAUCUCGGACUCUGUACCAAUGAUCCAUAAAGAUAUAAUUUACAUGUAUAUAUACAAGUAUAGUAGUCUUCAAAUUAACAAUUUACUAUAUGGUACACUUGAUGAUGCAUUAGAUGACUACACAUAUACUGGUUGGCUUUACAGCAGGAAUCAGUGCAUUUUAUUCAGUCAGCUUUGAUUGGAAUCUGUGUUCAUACCGUAAUUGUUGUAAUAUUUUCUUUCAUCCUGUAUCAUGUUUUUUGUUUGUUUGUUUUUUUAAAUAUAUUACAAGUAAAGAAAUAAUUUUUUUUUUAAACAAAUGAUUCCAACAGGUGAAGCCUCUGAGACAAAUUCUUAAGAUCUUACAAGUUAUCAGUAGCAAUAAUGGUAACUUAAAAAGUAAAAAGAAAAUGUCAUACUAGUGGUUAUUCACUUGUAAUGCUUAGCUUUUUAAGUCAAGAAGAAUUCAAUGGAAUUUAUCAUAUUUCUCUAAUAGAAACAUCAGAUCAUUUAGACAUGAGUAGAGAAUUGUUUGAAACAUUGUGAAAUUAUAGAUCUUAAUAUGUGAAUUUACAAGUGUGGAUCUGACAUUUUUUUUGUGUCAAAUGAUUUCUGAUGUAUUUAUUUCAAAAUGGAUGAGAGAGAGUUUAGUGCACAUACACUGAAAAAAAAGAGGGAAAGAGAAAAUAUGGAAACAAAAUUGCUUGCACUAUUUAUUUAUGUUUUUUUUCUGUGCAUUUUAUGUAUUUAUACUUGCAUUUUAAUAAAAUAUGAUGAUAAACUUGUGGAUUUACUAUUGCUUACUGACAUCUUACUUCUAUAGAUUAAAACAACAUGCUAAGUUUUAUUUUACUAGAGAAAAAGAUUUGUGGCAAACUAACAGCAACUAAACUUUAUGAUAAAUGUGA